GAGCCGAAGAAGUGGCGACGUUGACGCUUUAAAGAGCGCACGAGACGCGGAAGGAAUGACGUCAGAGGCGGCGGCGGCGGCUCCCCCCGUGUGUGUUGGUGGUGUCGUUGUGUGUGAGCGUCGCCUCCGUGGCUGUGCGGUUGUCUGUGCGGUUGUCUGUGCGUCUGUGUGCGCGCACGCGCGGACAACAACAACAACAACCUGUAGGAUACGCGCGUAGAAGCUGCUGCUGCUGCUGCUGCUGUUGUUGUUGCCGCUGCUGCUGUUACAGCCCCCCUGAGAUCAACAGCACAGGCAGCUCGGCCUCCGGCCAUGGCGGCCGAGAUCCACACCGAGGCGAGGGUGCGGCGUCCUCUCCUGCUGGCCAAGAUCGAAGGCUCCCAGGAUGUGGUGAACAUGGCAACCAUCAUUCCCAAGGAGGACGGAAUCAUCAGCGUCAGCGAGGACAAAACCAUACGCGUGUGGAUCAAGAGGGACAGUGGCCAGUUCUGGCCCAGCGUGUUUCAUUCGAUGCCAGUGGCCUGCAGCACCAUGUCCUACAACCCUGAGACACGGCGACUUUUCGUGGGCCUCGACAACGGAGCCGUGGCGGAGUUCUCGAUGUCUGAAGACUUCAAUAAAAUGACGAGCACCAGGACAUACGCUGCGCACCAGCAGCGCGUGACCGGGGUGCACUUUGUGCUCGAGUCCGAGUGGGUGCUGAGCACGGGUCAGGACAAGCAGUUCACGUGGCACUGCUCAGAGAGCGGCACCCGCUUGGGUUCACACCGAACGGCCGCCUGGGCCUCCUGCCUGCAGUACGACGUGGAGUCGCACUACGCCUUCGUGGGCGACUUUGCGGGCCAGGUGACCGUGCUGAAGCUCGAUGCGGGCAGCUGCAGCAUCAUCACCACGCUCAAGGGACACACGGGGAGCAUCGGCUCUCUGUGCUGGGACCCCGUGCAGAAGCUGCUGUUCUCCGGCUCGUCUGACAACGCCAUCAUCAUGUGGGACAUCGGCGGCCGCAAGGGCACAGCCAUCGAGCUGCAGGGACACAGGAACAAAGUGCAGGGCCUGUGCUACGCUCAGCCGACGCGGCAACUGCUGUCGUGCGGCUCGGAUGGAUCCAUCGUCGUGUGGAACAUGGACGUGCGGCGGCAGGAGACCCCACAGUGGCUGGAGAGUGACUCGUGCCAGAAGUGCGCGCAGCCCUUCUUCUGGAACUUCAAGCAGAUGUGGGACAGCAAGACCAUCGGCCUGAGACAGCACCACUGCCGUAAGUGCGGGAUGGCGCUGUGCGCCAAGUGCACCGCCCAGCGCUCCACCAUCCCCAUGCUGGGCUUCGAGAUGGAAGUGCGAGUGUGCGACCCCUGCUACGAGUCCAUAACCGACCAGGACCGCGCCCCCAUGGCCACGUUCCACGACAGCAAACACAACGUGGUGCACAUGCAGCUGGACCUGACGCGAAGCUGGCUGCUGACCUCCGGCACCGACAAGGUCAUGAAGCUUUGGGACGUCGCGUCCGUCAUCUCGUGAGGGUCGCGCCGGGUCACGCCAGGUCACCAGGCCUGGCGCGGUCGACGUGGGGGUGGGAGAAAGUGAAGGCGACGACCGUGACGAUAACGACGACCGUGACGAUGACGAUGAAGAACCACCGCCACCACCGCUGCUGCCUGGUGCACUCCGAUCUGCCGCCGUCCCGGACUCCACCGAUCGAUCCCCAGGGUCCUCCUGCACCUGCGUGGUGAACGUGGCUACGUUCCGCGCGGGGGCGCUCAUCCAAUCCGCGAUAUCUUUACUGCACGGCACACACACACUUAUACUUGUGUACAGACACUUAAGACACGCACGUGUGCAGACGUGUACAGGCAUGUGUUUGCAGACACGUAUACACAUGCCCACAUGUGCCCAGAUACUUGUGCACACACACGUGCGCGCGCACACACACGCGCGCGUGUGCAUAUAUGUAUAAUAGAACUCGCGUGCGCACACACACACGUACAGGGAUGCAUGUAUAUGCACACAUGUGCAACGACAUAAGCAUAUACAUGCGCAUGCAUACACACACUUAUACGUUUGCCACAUACACAAAUGAAUGCGUGAACACCGAUACGCACACACACACACACUAACACGUGCACUCGCAUACACCUGUAUGAAUGCGCACGACUAUACGUACACACACACGUGCUUGAACACAGCUACACACAUCUGUGGACACACACAUACACACAUAUAUACUCAUGUGUGCACACAAACGACUCUCUGCAGCCUUAUAGACUUGAUAGAGGCACAUGCUGUUAGCGAGCACCUAUUAAGGUCAAAUGGCACACAAGAGGCUGGUGUCGCCAGUGGUGUUCACACACCAACACUCGGUACUCAUUUAGGGCCAAGUUAACCUAUUGGAGGUUCAGAUAUCACUCGCCACCGAUGUUAGCCACGCCCGGGAAUUGAACCCUGGUCACCGAGAUCGUAACGUGGUGCGGGGAACCACUUGCCAACGCCGCUCCACCGGCACGUUCCGAGGGCGCACGUUCCCGAACAAAAAAAUCGACUUCCGCUCUUGGUGCCGUCACUUUUUGCGAGCGUCUUCCGCAGGCUCAGAGACCCGUUCGUGCUGUCGGCAAUCGCCGAACGAGUCGCAACAUUCGGCACAAGAACGCUCGCACGGCAGCCCGUUGCCCGUGCGUUCGAAGAACGGCCCGCAGAAGGAGAUUACCGCAGGACUGCUUCUGUAAUCCCCUUUUUUUUUGUGUUCACGCACUUAAAUGACGCGUGCACUUUAUUGCCACCCGAGCCGCCGCCGCCGCCGCCGCUGCUGCAGAGAAAUGUUCAUCGCGUGACGGUCAAACUGUGCUUUUAAUGUUCACCGCUGGAAUGCAUCCAAAUUGAGUGCGAAACCCAAGUUUUCUUUUUCUCGUUCGUUUGUCCGUGCGGUCAUUGGCGACGAGGUCGGAGAGGCCAUCGGCCCGCUGCGUUGGAGAACCUGGGUUUAAUCGCGGGCAGCAGCCGACACCCCGCACUCAAACCCAGGAUCUCAGCGGAGCCAGCUUGGUGCCCUCUGAACCCCCCCACCUGACCCCCCACCCCCACCCCACCUGACCCCACUUCACCUUGCACAGAAUCGGUCUUCGCGAAAUACGGCGUUACGGACGCGUGCUUUUUGGUACAACUAUCGCAAGCCCUGCCCUGGGUGAACGCCUCCGGCUGUUACAACAGUGUGGCAGAGCCACGUUGGCAGGUGUUGUGACAUUGCUCAACACGGGAUCCGAUUUUCUCCCCCCCCCCCAAUCCCCCUCAAUGGAACCCCGAUACCUGCAUUGCCACCUGCAGUUCGUGGUGUAAUUAUGGAACUUAAACCUUCCCCCCCCCCCCUUGAUACAAUGAGCUAAGAAGGGAUAGGAGGGUGCAGUAUUUAUCUCCCGUAACAUCACUAUGAAUGAUUUGUACGUAGUCUAAUUGAAGAAACAGUUUUUUUAUUCGAGAUCCAUUUUAGCAACGCAGACUUGUCGGGGACAAAAAUAUCCAUCCCGGGUUUCCCAUUAUUCAUCUGUCGGCCGUUACCAUUCCCACAUAUGGAAUGCUGAUUCCAUGGAAAUCGUGCACUCAUUCAGAGUUAAAAAUGCGGUAAUUUCAUCGUGAACGAAAUAAAAUCUGGCUUUGGGUUGUUUUGAGUGUGGAUUGUGGACUUCAAAUUGCACCAGAACGUGACAGUCCAGUCCUGAUCUGCGAAUCCACGUCAGAUUUUCAUGCCAGCCAGUUGGCUUUGAUGACACAGGACUUCUUGUGUUGAAAUUGCCUUGUGAAUGGGGGUAAUGACGGCACAGCGAUCCCUUAAUGAGUAUCCAUCCGUGCCACGACUUUUGCGGACUGUCUACGCGCCGGACAAAUGGACAACAUUCACGCAACUGCCGUGAGCGUUGUACAGAAGUAGCCGCGCACCCUUGUGGUUGAUUGUGGAUUACCAAAAUGUGUCCGAUCGGAUUCGUGUUGGCGCCAAACGUGGACAGGAUUUAAUUUCCCCGAAUUUGUCAGCGACGGGUGGCGUCUAAAAUGCUGCCACGGCACUGGCCUGGCUUUAUGGCCAAGAACAAAAUGCAGUCAUCCCUUUCACCUAUCACUUUCUCUGCACGCAAAAAAAUAUAUAUUUCUAAAAUCUUACACUGUCCAUGAUCCCUAACGGCCUCUGGUAGCGCAUGAUUUCAGCAGCGUUGAUUCGGUACAAGCAAACUACCGGUUUUGAUGCACAGUGUCUCGUCAGCAGUCGGGCUCGCUUGAGCUCUUGCUGGUGAACUGUGAGAUGGCAAGGGGGGGGGGGACCCCCCUCUCUCUGAGACAGGGUUCCCACUGCGCUCUCUUCUCUUCACGGCCGGAAGUGGCCCGCGAGUUUUAAUUCCGUACGGCAAUGGCGUGCAAACGAUAUUCAGUCGCUGCGAGCGUCUUGGGCUGCACUCAUCGGGUGCCCGAGGAGGGUGGUGAUGGGGGGGGGGGCAUUUGACCAGGGAAUUACUACGGCACAUCCAGUCACUGCCUUCACUACAAGGGGGGCCCUCUUGCAGUGGCACAAGAAGCGACCGGCGCUUUCCACGUGCGGUGGAUUCCACCAAAGGUGUGUGAAAGUCCUCCUGGUAUCUCACGACGCGGGCCCCCCCCCCCCCCUACUUGCGAUGGCAAGGGGCAACGCGCGCUGCAUUUGAAAGCGCGCAGCUUCUCGUUGCCCUGCUCGCCUUUGAUCAAAUCUGGGAUGGGCGACUUCCACCCCCACACCACCACCACCACCCACACCACCACCACCACCCACUUACACGCCGACCAUUCUUCCACCCACCACUCGGAAGUUUUACUCGGUGGACAAGCCUUGGCCAGCUGGAUGUACAUGUUGAACUUAUUUCGCACCGUACAUAGCCAACCGUGCUAAUUUUAAGUUCGAGGGAAAGACGACGAGCUAAAUAUAAAACGCAGUUCGAAAGAAAUGAAUUUUUCAAUUUAGAUUUAAAAGUGCAUAGCUCCGGUGGCUUCCUAACAUCGGAAGAGCGUUCCAGACGGCCGCAAAAGCGCGCGAUGCGGCGACCGUCUUUGUUCGAUGAUUCGCCAAAACAUAAAUAUCUGGAACAUAGACCGCCAAUACAAACGAGACGGUACAAACACAGAGACAAAAUAGACUUCACCAAAACAAAAGUCGCCACCGGGAGUGGUGAAACUUCACCUGUUCGGUGUCGGCAAUACUGCAGGGGUGCGCCCAAUCUCUCCCUGGGUUCUAGCCUCUACGAUUGAAAGGUUUUGUGAACGUGGGUUGAUGGCUUAACCUGGGAUGGUGCAGGGCGGCUCGUUACGGGAGGCUGGUCUGCUCGUGCUGUCUACGCUGCGGGCGAGGCCUACCGAUUUCUGCUGUAGAACGUACUUUGUGCUGAUGAAUCGGGUGCACAAUGACCCUUGUUUACCGGAGAAAGCCUCGCCGAGUCUCCAGAAUUAUUUAUUCAGGAGCGGUCCUGCCAGGGUUCACGCAGCAGGGGGCGUUGUUGCGUUGUGAAAAUCCCAACCGAGUAACUUGCAGGUGAUUUUUUUUCAGCAUUAGGAUAUUUGGCCAAUACCUGUUACUUUGUGUGUGUUUGAGAAGUUUAAAAGUGAACCUGGCCCCCAUGAUUUGAUUUUUUGCGAUGAGGUGUCAUCGUUCCAUUGUGUUUUUUUAAAUGGUGAAUGUAGCGGCCACGAGUGGCUGCAGGGAUGACGUGAACCCAUUGCAUGAAAAACACGCUGGUGGAAGAGCAUCGAUUCUUACACCUGCGAGUUGAUGCGUGCAUCGCGAGUUUUAGAAUCUUGUUAAUCGGUUCAUUGAUGCAUAGUUUUGUUUAUCAUCAAUGUUAUGGUUAUUUUCCCGCAGGAAAACUUUGGUUACAUUUUCCUGAAUCGAUUUUGUUUAGGUCCAAUGCGUUUCACUGUUGCAACCCUUACAACUCCCGACAAAGCAAAGUUAACAAAACUGAAAAUAAUUCUGCGGUACAAUCAUUCUCCACGGGUUGCCAUUAGCACUUGUGUUAAAUACAAUCUCUUUAAUUGACGCUCAAAGUUAAAGCGCUCAUUAUUCCUUACACUGAUGCUUAGCCUGUAUACCUUAGGCGUGUGACGAUUUCCCCCCUCCGCGAUUUGUUAAUUAUCACGAUGCAGGGUUGCGAUUUAAUUAUUUGUUUUAAGUGUUGAAUGUAGCGCCUCUCGUGGCUGCAGGGGUCACACUAAUUCCGCCUCGCGUGGGAGUCGUUACUCGGAGCAUCCUUCGUAGCUAAAUACAUGACACUGUAUAAACACCACGCGUUUGAGGAAAAUCCACACUUUGGGGACACAACUGGUUAAGACAAAACACGCAAAUCAUUUUCACCCGACAGUCCUAGUGGCCUGCAAGGUCGUGGGGUGUGCUCCGUGGAACUCCUUAGCAGAUAAGGAAUAUUUCGUCGGUUUUUAUAUGUUCAAAAAGUUUUUUGUCGAUUGGUGGCGCGUCAAAAACAUGGUUUUUUUUUUAGGGUUGACGGUCGUCCGUAUUAGUCGUCAGUCCCCCCAUACAGGUCGGGGAACCUACUGCACGAGACACCUACGGACACCAACGGGACACCAAUGUGAUCAUUCUAAGAGUCGACAAAUCCACUGGAAAAUAAUUGGUACUUUUAUCAAUUUGUUUGCAACAGCGAGGAUUUUUUUUUUUUUACUUAAAUCCAGCACUGCUGACCAACGAGUUCAAACCCACGACCACAGCGUGUGAGGUUGCGUGCGUGGCUUUUAGGACCCCCCCCCCCCCCGUGCCCGCCACGGAACGUACAGCCCGUGUUCUCCGGGAUUUGUCCCCACCUGCCCUCACCCCGGGGGGGCGAAGGGGGAUCUCCAUCUCGCCCAGGCUGCUCUUUGCGAAACAUCGCCGGAGCGUAAAUACAAAACUUCCAGUCCGUCGGUUGAUCGACGAUCGAGCGAGCACAGAAUGCUCGUGCGUGGCGGGUACUUUGUACCACGACCGGGACCUACAAUCUGAGAAAUAUACUUCACGGCGUUCCAGAUUUAUGUUUUAUUCUUUAGUUACUAUUUUGAGUUUGAUUUUUUUUCUCGUGUGCGUGCGUGCGUGCGUUUCUCCGCGGUUUUGUGUGGAAACUGUACUUAAGUGUGAAUCGUGACGUGCGGGUAGGGCACGCAAUUUAAAUAAACGGGGCUCUGCUGGA
Molecule: messenger RNA, 7178 nt
Organism: Petromyzon marinus (sea lamprey)
Lineage: Eukaryota; Metazoa; Chordata; Hyperoartia; Petromyzontiformes; Petromyzontidae
Product: WD repeat and FYVE domain-containing protein 2
Cellular component (GO): early endosome
Molecular function (GO): metal ion binding; protein binding
Source: RefSeq, a predicted model, not a curated record